Messenger RNA from Vicia villosa (hairy vetch), 1544 nucleotides. RefSeq names its product serine carboxypeptidase-like 19. Bases 1 to 1245 code for a protein of 414 amino acids. The record is from RefSeq and is a predicted model, not a curated record. Gene Ontology annotation, biological process: proteolysis; secondary metabolic process. Gene Ontology annotation, molecular function: serine-type carboxypeptidase activity; acyltransferase activity, transferring groups other than amino-acyl groups. NCBI's taxonomy places the organism in Eukaryota, Viridiplantae, Streptophyta, Magnoliopsida, Fabales, Fabaceae. The transcript has 12 exons.
AUGCAGGUAUUAAACUAUUUCGCACAGCUGCUGAACCAAAAUGUUACGACUGCUGUACCAAAUGAUGCAAGGGCAGAUUCGAGUCAUACAGCUGAUAUACCGAACAUUGCAGGUGCUGAACCGUGUCGGACGACUGCUGAACCAGAAGGUCCAAUAACAUUUAAAAAUGAAGAAUACGACGGAAGCUUACCGAAUUUGGUAUUGAGGCCUCAUUCAUGGACAAAGGUAAGUAGUAUUAUAUUUUUGGAUUUGCCGGUUGGAACUGGAUUCUCUUAUCCGAAUACAGAAAACGCUGCUCAACAAAGCACAUCGAAGCUAGUUCGCAAUGCUCAUCAAUUUUUUCGAAAGUGGUUGAUUGAUCAUCCAGAAUUUAUCUCUAACCAAGUGUACAUUGCUGGUGAUUCAUAUUCUGGCCUUCCUGUCCCAAUUAUUGUUCAAGAAAUUUCAAAUGGAAAUGAAUGUGGUCUCCAGCCAUGGAUAAAUCUUCAAGGAUACAUACUAGGAAAUCCCGUAACUACACCGGACUACAAAAAUUACCGAAUACCAUUUAAUCAUGGCAUGGCAAUUAUUUCUGAUGAACUCUACAAGUCACUACAAAAGAACUGUGGAAGCGAGUACACAGAAAUAGAUCCUCAAAAUGUGCUUUGUCUGAAAGAGUUUCAAUCCUACAAAGAGACUAUUUCAGGGGUGAAUAAAGUUCAUAUUUUAGAACCAAAGUGUGAUGAUGAUCGGCAUAAUUCACGUGAACUUUCUAGAAAAAUGCUUCUGAUUAAAAAUCCUUCUCCCACACUGCCACCUUUAAGCUGCCGGACUUAUGGAUAUUUCCUCGGUAGCUAUUGGGCUAACAAUGACAAUGUUCGCAAUGCAUUACACAUUCGAAAGGGAAGUAUAAGGAAAUGGAAUCGAUGUAAUCAUGAUAUUCCUUUUAAGCACGAAACCAUUAACAGCUUCCCAUAUCAUGCAAAUCUUAGCAGAAAAGGCUAUCGUUCAUUAAUAUACAGUGGGGAUCAUGACAUGGUCGUUCCAUUCAUGAAUACUCAAGUAUGGAUAACAUCUUUAAACUACUCCAUAGUCGAUGAUUGGAGGCAAUGGUAUUCAGAUGGUCAAGUAGCAGGAUAUACAAGAACUUACACAAAUCGAAUGACAUUUGCGACUAUAAAGGGGGGAGGACAUACAGCUCCGGAGUACAAGCCUAAAGAAUGCUUUGCCAUGUUGAGUAGGUGGCUAUCUAAUAAGGAACUCUAAAAGUUAUACAAUAAGCCUAAAGUUAUAUAGAAGGCUCGUGCAACUAGUUUGGAAUAUUAUAAGCAAAAUUGCCUAAAUGAUUAGCAUUAUAAUUUCAGAAUAUCCUUCCACAAGCAGCCAUACCAUGAAUACCAAAGCACCAUUUUUAUUCCAUUUUAUCCAAUCAAGCAUAGAGGAUGCAACAUGACCUCUUUAAUGAUGUGGAAAUUGAAUGAUGCACUUUUAGAUUGAAAGCUUUCAGGAUAGUGUAAAAUCAUCCCUAGAUGCAGUUGAGACUUUGGUUGUUUCAUUUUAUUAAA